AUGUCUAACAAGAAGGCUGCCCCUAAGGCUGUUGAAAAGGUCACUCUCGGUCCUCAAGUUCGUGAAGGUGAACUUGUUUUCGGUGUUGCUCACAUUUUCGCUUCUUUCAAUGACACCUUCGUUCAUGUCACCGAUCUCUCUGGUCGCGAAACCAUCUCUCGUGUUACCGGUGGUAUGCAAGUCAAGGCUGAUCGUGACGAGUCUUCUCCUUAUGCUGCCAUGUUGGCCGCUCAACAAGUUGCUGCUAAAUGUAAAGAGCUCGGUAUCAAUGCUCUUCACAUCAAGAUGAGAGCUACUGGUGGUACCGGUACCAAGACCCCCGGUCCUGGUGGUCAAGCUGCCCUCCGUGCUCUUGCUCGUGCUGGUAUGAGAAUUGGUCGUAUUGAGGAUGUUACCCCCAUUCCUACUGACUCUACUCGUAGAAAGGGUGGUCGUCGUGGUCGUCGUCUCUAA
Molecule: messenger RNA, 453 nt
Organism: Mycotypha africana
Lineage: Eukaryota; Fungi; Mucoromycota; Mucoromycetes; Mucorales; Mycotyphaceae
Product: ribosomal protein S11-domain-containing protein
Exons: 2
Coding region: 1-453 (150 amino acids)
Biological process (GO): maturation of SSU-rRNA from tricistronic rRNA transcript (SSU-rRNA, 5.8S rRNA, LSU-rRNA); translation; ribosomal small subunit assembly
Cellular component (GO): ribosome; cytosolic small ribosomal subunit
Molecular function (GO): mRNA 5'-UTR binding; structural constituent of ribosome; small ribosomal subunit rRNA binding
Source: RefSeq, a predicted model, not a curated record